AUGAAUCGACCACGCCAAGGCGAAGAGCUCCCAUGGGCUAAACCCCUCAGCAUAGAUCUCUUGCACAAAGUACUCCAAGUAACUUUCCUGCACCCCUUCGUCGCCUGGAUGAUCCCCCUUUGUAUGCGCGCCCAAGCAAUGCCCUGGCAUCAUCAAGCCAUUCAGUAUGCCAUCGGCUAUGCUUCUCUCCUCACCAUGUUAUAUUUCCUUUCUAUCCUCAAUCGACAAAUCGCAUACUCCAAAGCUCGAGAAGUAGAUUUGUCAGAAGAAGUUAUAGUGAUUACAGGCGGUGCGAGUGGAUUGGGAUUGUUGGUUGCGGAGGUAUAUGGAAUGCGCGGCGCGACGGUUGCGGUGUUAGAUGUGAGAGAUUUGGAGAGCGGAGAGGCGAGGGGAGUGAGUUAUUAUAAAUGCGAUGUUGGGAAUCGAGAGGAGGUUGCUAGAGUGGCUGUGGAGAUUGAACGAGAUCUCGGCACCCCUACAAUCCUCAUCAACAAUGCGGCGAUUGUAAACGGUAAAUCGCUUAUGGAUCUAUCUCUCGAUGAAAUAGAACAGAAUUUCAAAGUAAACCUCCUAGGAAGUUUCUACACCCUCAAAGCCUUCCUCCCAGGCCUCAUCCGCACCGGUCACGGUACCAUCGUAACUAUGUCCAGCGUCCUAGGCCACCUAGGAGCCGCCCAACUUAGCGACUACAGUGCCUCCAAAGCCGGCCUUACUGCGCUGCACCACUCUCUAACUGCAGAACUCAAAGCCUAUCCUAAUAUUAAAACGGUAUUAGUCGAGCCAGGCCAACUAAGCACGCCGUUAUUUUCCGGGACGGUAACGCCGAAUAGUUUUUUCGCGCCGGUACUGGAACCGGUUGAUGUGGCGAGGGAAAUUAUCGCGACGAUCGAUAAGGGGAGUAGUGCGGUGUUGGCUAUGCCGUUGUAUGCGAGGUGGGUGGGAUGGAUGGGGGUCCUGCCUGUGGGAGUGCAGGCGAUUGCUAGGAGGGUUAGUGGGAUUGAUGGGGCGAUGAAGACAUUUGAGGGGAGGAGAGAGGGCAGUAAGGAGAAGGAAAGUUUGAUUUAG
Botrytis fragariae is the source of this 1065-nucleotide messenger RNA. RefSeq names its product putative short-chain dehydrogenase reductase family protein. The record is from RefSeq and is a predicted model, not a curated record. Bases 1 to 1065 code for a protein of 354 amino acids. Gene Ontology annotation, molecular function: oxidoreductase activity, acting on the CH-OH group of donors, NAD or NADP as acceptor. The transcript is spliced from 2 exons. NCBI's taxonomy places the organism in Eukaryota, Fungi, Ascomycota, Leotiomycetes, Helotiales, Sclerotiniaceae.